CAGAGGAUGACAAGCACGACAUGAUUUGACGAGCUGUUGGAAGGACUGAAGGAGGUAAAUUAAUUUCUUGCUGAAGUGGCUCACUGGUCCUGAGGUGGGAAUCUGUUGGUCUUGAGGAAGAAUGUUCUGCAGGAGUGUUUGCUGUAACCGUUGGUCAUCUGUGGAGAGGUUAGAUGGGAAAACAGUCAUCAUCACAGGAGCCAACACUGGAAUUGGAAAAGAAACAGCCAGGGACCUGGCAAGAAGAGGCGCUCGCAUCGUCAUGGCGUGCAGAGACCUGGAGAGGGCAGAGGAAGCCCGGGCGGACAUUUUGGAAGACACGGGAAAUGAGAAUGUGGUCAUCAGGAAACUGGAUCUCUCUGACACCAAGUCCAUCCGAGUGUUUGCUGAACUCAUCAACAAAGAGGAGAAACAAGUGAAUAUCCUGAUAAACAAUGCAGGCGUCAUGAUGUGUCCCUACUCCAACACUGCUGAUGGGUUUGAAAUGCAGUUAGGUGUUAAUCAUUUGGGUCACUUCCUGUUGACUUACCUGCUGCUGGACCUCAUCAAGCGUUCAGCUCCUGCCCGUAUUGUCGUUGUGGCAUCAGUGGCCCACACCUGGACCGGCCUUCGACUGGAUGACAUCAACAGUGAAAGGAGUUACGAUACCAUGAAGGCCUAUGGGCAGAGCAAGUUGGCUAACGUCCUCUUCGCACGCUUACUUGCCAAACGGUUACAAGGUACAGGGGUGAGCGUGUUCUCUCUGCACCCGGGGGUGGUGCAGUCUGACCUGUGGAGGCACCAGCACCAGUGUAUCCAGUUGGCAGUGAAGAUCUUCAGGAUUUUCACCAAGACAACACUGGAGGGAGCACAGACCACCAUCUACUGUGCUGUGGAGUCAGGCCUGGACAGCCAGAGUGGAGGGUACUUCAGUGACUGCGCUCCUGCAAGGUGUUCGAGGGCAGCUUCUGACGAUGACUUGGCCCAAAAACUAUGGGAAAUCAGCUGCAACAUGCUUGGCAUCUCCUGGCAGUCAACAGUGGCAAAUUAACUGUGCAGUGAAGGAUAUUGUAUGUUAUAUAUCAUCUUUUAAACAGCACUUUUACACACUUCUAUAAAGGCAUUAUUGUUACUGUAACUGUGAAACAGAUGUAGUUUAUGACUCAAAGUACAUUACAGUCCAAAAGUCAUUAAAAAGAGUUUGUUUAUUUUGUAAAAUAUCAAAAUGAAUCCGACGUUUUAGUCAAAUUGUAUUUAUCAAACAAGACUGCAUGAUGUCUUUUACCGUACUUUUACUAGCCGAUGUGGACAUUCUUUAUUUAGUCAGUUUUGUAUCCUGAGUGCAGUUACUGUUCUAUUUUAUAUUGGACAGCUUGUAAAGACGUUAGCCAGCAUGGUCUUGCUUUUAAUGAAAAUGACCUGCUUUGUGAAAGUCUCUCUUACAUGCCCCUUACAAACUUUGAGUUCCAGUGUGGCUGUAGUUUUCGGCACUGAUGAGAACAAUUUGGCUCUAAACUGCCUCCAAAAGCCUUUUUUCAAAGUAACAUUUGAAUGAAAUACUCUACAGCAGCGAACACAUACAGUAUUGUGGUUGAUAAAGCACUUACAGUUGCUAAUAAUACGAAGUGGGUCUUUUUCUGCUUUUAUAGCACUUAAAGUAUUAUAAUAUAGGCUACAAUUUUUAAUAAGUAAAACUUGCGCCAUUAAAUGAGUACAAUUAAAAUGA
Messenger RNA from Perca fluviatilis (European perch), 1705 nucleotides. RefSeq names its product retinol dehydrogenase 12-like. The record is from RefSeq and is a predicted model, not a curated record. The transcript is spliced from 7 exons. Bases 122 to 1030 code for a protein of 302 amino acids. NCBI's taxonomy places the organism in Eukaryota, Metazoa, Chordata, Actinopteri, Perciformes, Percidae.